CACCACUACCACCAUACAAAUGCCGCCCAUUCUGACGCCCCAGAAAUUGGGCGCCGUCGUCCUCGAGUCGGUCGAGCAUGGUGCCUACCCGGACUCGGAGCACGUCGCCUCUGCCCAACUGCCGCCCGACGCCUUACCCACGCUGCUCGACGGCAUCGAGCGCGCCCAGGAAGAAGUCAAGGGCGAGAUUAGGGCCCUGAGCCGCGACACCGCCCCCGACAUCGAUGGCUGGAUUGCCCAGGCCAAGCAGCUGCAGGCCGACAUCGAACGCUCUCGCGCCACAGCCCACGACAUUGUCCAGCAGGCCGAGGCCGGCCACUCCCUACAAGCCCACGUCCAGGAUGCCUCCAGCAAGUUUGCGCUCCUGCAGAACGAGCUCGCCUUCAACGAGACGCUGGCAGAUACGGUUGGCCGGAUAAAGGACAUUGCUGCUGUGCUGGACGAGGCGCAAGAUGCCGCCGCCCAAAACCACAUCACCGAGGCAUUGGAUAAGAUGGGGCAGGCCGAUGAGGCCAUGUCCCAUCUUGGCCCUUUCCAAGACACUGCGGUUGCCGGAAUACUGCGCAAGAGGUCGACGCAGCUGCGAGCGGAACUGGUCGACAAGGCCAUGGGCUUCUGGAACACACUGCUGGAGGUAGAUGUCGCCGAGAAGCGCGUUACCAUCAAAAAGGAAACAGAGGCUGAGACACCGAUAGACCUCGACACCGUAGUUGGCGCGCUUUCUACCCUCGGAAGCCUCGACGCUGCCAUUUCAAAGUUCUACAAGGCCCUGGACGUUGCUAUAUUCGCGCCGCGCUUCGCCAUUCAUAAUGUAAAGGACAUUGCCGGGAUGACAAUUGAAGGCGACACGAUGAAAAUAGCUAGAGGAGCUGCUACGCCUAGCAUUCUUGAGGCAGUGGAAGAUAUGCGUCAUCUGAUUACAUGGUUUGUUUCCCGUCUACCUACAACAGUAUCGAAACCUCUAUCAGAAAAGGUUGGACCCAUUCUCAUAGAGCGCCUAAUUUCAGAAUGGCUAGACCCAUCCAUACCCGUAUCCCUGGAAGGGUUGGAGCACUUCCAGAAGGUGUUGGCCUCUGUGUCUAGCGUUGCAGAUUGCGUAAGUGAGCAAGGCCUGGCAGGCCACGCCGAACUGAGGGACUGGGUGGACAAGGCGCCGCGUAACUGGCUUGCACGAAGAAAGGAAGAUGCGUUGGCCUCUGUCCGCACGCUAUGCUAUAGGGGCACCAAGACUAAGAAGGAAGUUGAGAGGGUUGAGACGCAGACCAUCUCCCAGGGUGAUGCCCUCGCGGAGACGGGAAGCGCUGGCGCCGACGAAGAAAGCUGGGACGCAUGGGAUGCUGAUGAAGAGCAAAAAUCGCAAAAAUCAGAGACCAAGCCUCAAGAGGGCGAGGCUCAGGUGGAAGAGGAGGACAUGGAUGCCAGUGCUUGGGGCAUUGAUGACGAUGAAGCCGAGGCCGACACUGCUGCCGAAGCCAAGUCUGAUAAGGGGGCAAAGUCUACCGGAGACGAGGAGGACGACACCGAGGCUUGGGGAUGGGGCGACGAUGACGAUGCCGCCGAGGCUGGUUCAGCGGGCGAUACGAAGAGCGACACUGCAGCAAAGCAGAGUCUGCAAAAGCCAAACGGCGAAGAACAACGUCCUCGGACAUCGGAGCGGGAGAUGACCUUGCGGGAGAGGUACACAGUCACAGAGGUUCCAGACGCGAUCAUGGAGAUCAUCCAGCAACUGGUCGCGGACGCCCAAAAGUUGACUGAUUCCAACUUCUCCGAUUCCCCCAUCGCUCCGGCCGGCUUUGGUCUCUACUCCAUCCCUACGCUCAUCCUUGCCAUGUACCGCGCCACCGCAGCGACCUACUACACGCACGACAUAGCCGGCAACAUGCUCAUCUACAACGACGCGACGCGGCUCACAGACUCACUGCGCAGCUUCCUGACGACGCAAGCGCAAAAAGACGUGACUUCGGCGCUGCCGCACGCUUCUCGCCCGUCGACGCGCCUCCGCCUCGACGCAGACCUCAAAGCGCUGGAGUCAUUCAGCAAGCGCGCGUACGGCAAAGAAAUGGAGUCGCAGCGCACGAUCCUGCGCGACCUGCUCGACAGCGCGCAAGGCUUCACGAACUGCACCAUCGCGCCAUUCGCGGGCGAAUGCGACAACGCGGUGGCGAUGACGGUGGACCGCGUGCGCGAAGUCGCGGCACAAUGGCGCGGCGUGCUGAGCCACUCGGCGCGGCUGCAGAGCCUAGGCAGCCUGGUGGCGACGGUGACGCAGAAGGUCAUCGUCGACGUUGAGGACAUGAGCGACAUCUCGGAAGCCGAGUCGAAGCAGCUGCGCGGCUUCUGCGAGCGCAUCUCCCAGCUCAGCGACCUCUUCCGGAACGAGGCCGGAGCGGGGGCGGGGGAGGAGGAGCCCGGCACCGCGACGGGUGCUGCGGUUGCAGGCGCAGGCGAUAUGACGGGCGUGUACACGCCUAACUGGUUCAAGUUCCAGUACCUAAGCGAGAUUCUGGAGAGCAGUCUUGCUGAUAUCAAAUACCUGUGGACGGAGGGCGAGCUGAAGCUGGAGUUUGAGGCGGCGGAGGUGGUGGAUUUGAUUGAGGCGUUGUUUGCGGAGAGCGAGUAUCGCCGCAAGGCGAUUGCGGAGAUUAAGCGCGGGAGCGUGUAUCGCUAGGUUGGUGGGUGGGUUCGGUUUGUUGGGUUUGUUGGAUAGGCU
Messenger RNA from Aplosporella prunicola CBS 121167, 2710 nucleotides. RefSeq lists its product as uncharacterized. The record is from RefSeq and is a predicted model, not a curated record. Lineage: Eukaryota; Fungi; Ascomycota; Dothideomycetes; Botryosphaeriales; Aplosporellaceae. The transcript has 4 exons. The coding region runs from base 20 to 2668 and encodes 882 amino acids. Gene Ontology annotation, cellular component: RZZ complex. Gene Ontology annotation, biological process: endoplasmic reticulum to Golgi vesicle-mediated transport; mitotic spindle assembly checkpoint signaling.